Thrips palmi is the source of this 557-nucleotide messenger RNA. RefSeq names its product cold and drought-regulated protein CORA-like. The record is from RefSeq and is a predicted model, not a curated record. NCBI's taxonomy places the organism in Eukaryota, Metazoa, Arthropoda, Insecta, Thysanoptera, Thripidae. Bases 16 to 384 code for a protein of 122 amino acids. The transcript has 2 exons.
UCCGCGGCGGGUCCAAUGGCGGGGCAGUGGUGGCGGUACCUGUUUGCGGCGACGCGGCGCGGCGCGGGCCGAUAUAAGCCGAUCCGCGGACCAGCACGGUAUCACACGAUAACAGCACUCUCCUCGCACAGCACGCAGCACCAGCCAGCAGCCUACCUCAACAUGAAGCUCCUCCUGGCCCUGUUCUUGGUGGCGAUGAUGGUCGCCGUCGCGGUCGCCCAGCACCACGGAGGCUACAACAACCACCACGGCGGCCACAACAACCAUCAUGGUGGCCACCAUGGCGGCUACAACAACCACCACGGUGGACACAACAACCACCACGGGGGCAGCCACGGAGGCCACCACGGCGGCCACCACGGCGGCCACGGCUACCACGGUUAAGGAGUCUCCUCGGGGACCGUGGUCAUGACCACGGCGGCGUCAGCAUUUAGGAGGCCACCGCGGACAUGGCGACGACGCCGAAGCCUGCCAGCAAGUCACGGAGUCCCGGUUACCAAACGCGUACCUGUCAAUUCGAUUUAAUUCAUAGGAAUAGUCAUUAGUUUUAAUCGCCA